UGGGGUCUGCCUUGCCAGCAAUUCGACAGCACUCCGCCAGUGCCUGCUAGCAUCUCUCCCUCCUCCUCCCUAUCCCUCCCUCCUUUCCACCCUCCCCCACCCACUCCUUUCAUCAGAAAGGGAUGAGGUAAUCCCUGCGAGGGCUCGUGAAGCACAGCCAGAGUGUGAGCGAGACAGGGAAGCAGUACGAGAAAGAGCCUGUGCGUAGCUGAGAGAGAGAGAGAGAGAGAGAGAGAGAGAGAGAGAGAGAGAGAGAGAGAGAGAGAGAGAGAGAGAGAGAGAGAGAGAGAGAGAGAGAGAGAGAGAGAGAGAGAGAGAGAGAGAGAGAGAGAGAGAGAGAGAGAGAGAGAGAGAGAGAGAGAGAGAGAGAGAGAGAGAGAGAGAGAGAGAGAGAGAGAGAUGACAGUAGCAGCAGAGUGCGAGGGGCUGGAGUCCUGACCAGCAGUAGCAACUGUAGUGUUAGCUAGCGUUAGUAGCAUAGCAGCCACACGGUUUUGAGUGAGAUGAGCCGCUGCCGUGGCUGCUAGCGAGGAGCGCUGCCUGCCUGCUGUGGGACAGUGACAGAGGAGAGGAGAGCUGGUGCUAGGGUCCUCAGGGUGGAGUACAGCCGUGAGCUGAGCCGUAAGGAGAGGAAUCAUGACUGAACGCUGUAGCCUAUGGAGCGCCCUGUCGGCAGCCGCCUGCUGUUUCUACAGAGGCUCCUUCAUGCAGGUGCAGUUCUCCAAGGAGAAGUACCUGCUGGAGUCUCCACCGGAGAAACUACGGAAGGAGCUGGAGGAGGAGCUGAAACUCUGCAGCAGCGAUAUCAGGAGCCAUGGCUGGUACCAUGGACACAUCCCUCGAGAGCUAUCGGAGACUGUAGUCCUGCAGAACGGAGAUUUCCUGAUCCGUGAUUCGCUGAUUAACAUGGGCGACUACGUCCUAACGACCCGCUGGAACCACGAGGUUCUGCAUUUCAAGAUCACCAAGGUCCUGGUCAAGUCCAGCACUGAGUCGAAGGUCCAGUACCUGUUAGAGACGGACAGCUUCGACUCCAUACCUGAACUGGUGAGGUUCUACGUGGCCGGCCGGCGGCCUGUCUCCCAGCCCAGUGGAGCCCAGAUCUACUGUCCAAUCAUACGCACCCUACCCCUGCGCUACCUGGAGGCCACAUUUGCCUUAGCCAAUAGCAGGCACAGCCUGGCCCACUCACCGUCCAGUCAGAGAGGAGCGUACAUCAAGAGGCGGAGCGUAACCAUGAACGACGGAUUGACCACAGAGAAGCUGAUACCUCACAGUGAUGUGGAGUCCAUCAGUCCAGUGGAACCACCAGUUCUCCCAGUACCAGUCCCAGUAGCUACACCCGUACCAGUGGUACCAAAGCCAGAAGUGAAAGCUGCUGUCGUGGGGUGCAGGUGCCCUUCUACUAUUCACAACCACAAGGAUGCGAUGAGGAACUGUGCCGUGAGUAUGGAUCAGAUCCAGGAGUAUCGCUGUCCCCUGUCUCCUGUAGGAGAAACACCUCUCUCCCCAGCAUACAGCCACAUCCACAGACACAGAACCCAGUCAGGGGGUAGAGUUCUGGCAGUGGUUCCCCCCUCACCAGUCCUGAGACGCUCCAGCGAGCCCCAGCUCAGCCCUGGCUCCAACAACAACCUACCCGACAUGCUAGCUGCCAGCUCCCACUCCACCCCGGCCCACUGCUCCUGCCCAGCCCCAGCAGGGGGCUCUGGAACAGAGGGAAGCUACUGCGACCUCAGGCCCUCCCCGGCCCCAUGUCCCGGGGCUCCAUGUGCCGCUGGUAUGCCCUCCACGCCUCCAGCUAAGAGCUACGUGGAGCGGCUGCGUGUGGAGGAGGGCCGAGGGCCUGCCCCAGGGAGGGAGAACGGAGCAGGGGCUGGGGGAGAGGCGUUCAGCGCCCCCCUGGUGGAGACUGCCUCCUCCUUCAGACCAGGGAAGUACCUGUCGCCCCUGAUCCCCCAGGAGAACAAGCCCUUGGAGAUGAGCGUGCUGAAGCGAGUCAAGGAGUUGUUGGCUGAGGUGGACGCUAGGACGGCUGCCAAACACAUCACAAUGGCCGACUGCACGGUGGCAAGGAUACUGGGCGUUACCAAGGAGAUGCAGAGGAUGAUGGGAGUAGGUUCAGGACUUGAGCUUUUGACUCUACCUCACGGACAUCAGCUGAGACUGGACCUACUGGAGAGGUUCUACACCAUGUCUAUAAUGAUGGCUGUGGACCUGCUGGGGUGUACAGGCAGUACAGAGGAGAGGGCUGCUCUGCUCCAUAAGACCAUACAGCUGGCUGCUGAACUCAAGAGCAACCUUGGGAACAUGUUCGGCUUUGCUGCUGUGAUGAGAGCACUGGAGCUGCCACAGAUUUCUCGUUUGGAGCAGACGUGGAUGACGUUGCGUCAGAGACACACAGAGGGAGCCAUCCUCUAUGAGAAGAAGCUCAAGCCCUUCAUGAAGAACAUGAACGAUGGCAAAGAGAGCAGUGUGCUGUCCAACACGUCCUUCCCUCACGUGGUUCCUCUGCUGUCUCUGUUGGAGAAGGGUGUGGCCGUGGGGGAGGGGCCAGGGGCAGGGAUAGAACCCUGGGAGAACGUGGAGGCGGGUGUUGAUGUGGUGAUGUCACACCUGGAGGCGGCCCGGACCAUCGCUCACCACGGGGUGCUGUACCGCACCAAUGCUGAAACCAAACUACAAGGCUUCCAGGAGAGUCAGGAAGUUCUGGAGAUCUUCCGGACAGAGUUCCAGAUGAGGUUGCUAUGGGGAAGCAGGGGUUCGGAGGGCAGCCAAUCGGAACGCUAUGAGAAGUUCAACAAAGUCCUGACCGCUCUGUCUCACAAGCUGGAGCCUCCUGUACGCCACAGCGAACUAUAGCACCCAUCUCACUGAACACCCCUAUACAAAGCACUGCGCUCACAGUGGUACGACCCGCUUCCCCAUACUGCAAGGCACCUUGAUGUGGAUGUCCAAAGUGAAUAAGUGGGGAGGAGGCCGACUAAACCGAGACAAAAGAGUGUACUUAGAGAAGACAGGAGGCGAGAAGGAGCAUCUCACUGUAUAUCCCCCCCCAAAAAAAGGCACAAAGGGCUUUUUUCAGAGCUCUUCAAUAGGCUGUAAUAUUUCCCUCCCUAAAUGCUGAAAGACAGAGUGGGUCGAGGAGGAGUGGGAAAUUGGGUAUUCUUCUACCCAUCAGCAAGCUACAAAGAACUACAGAUAUGGUGUGCGCUGAGGGUCAAACAGUGCAUGAGAAGUUGGAUCUAGCUGAUCUCUGGUAGAUCACAUGAAGCUCUGAUCUGUCUUCAACACCUUCAUUAUUACCUUUACUAUUACGUCUGUACUUACUGGCUCAUUGUCGCACACUGUUCUGUCAGAGAGUAAUAGUAAACACAGUGUGUGUGUGUGUGUUCUGUCUGACUUGAAGAGAGAGUCCUAUUUAACACAAUGUGUGUGUACUUCAGGACACCAGUACCCCAGAGAUACAUCGGCAUCUAUCUCUAUGACUUCUGACCUGUCUCAUCGGACCUCAGCUUCUGACUGAGAGGUUGUGUGUUCUAGAAUCUCUUCUUCUUGUAUAGACUCUCUGUGUGGCUGCCAUUCCUUCAUCACAUAGUCCAUCAGGUCCCCUGUUGUUGACACACGCAGUGUGCUCAUACAGACAGACACUUAUUCGCCCCCACAACACACAAUAAUGUAUGUUGCCAAGUCAUAUCAGCUGUUGGAGGCAUACUAAGCAAUUCUCUCUGUGGGUUUUGUUUGUGUGCUGUUCAGAAGCAGUUCUCUUAUUGAGGCUCUUCUGAGAAGCAUCCCCUCUCCUUAUCUCUGGCAUGUCAUCCAUUUUUCAUAUGACUCUGAUUUUGUUUGAGUACCGUUUGGUAUCCUUUAUUUUAAUAGGAGCUAUUUUGGGAAGCUCUCCCUCUCCCUCUCCCUCUCCUUAUCUCUGGCAUGCCAUUAAUGUUUCAUAAUGACUCCUGUCCCAUUGACAUCAUAUGAGCAUGUUUGCCUUGUCCUCACUUGUCACAAACACACCAUUAGAAAUAUCCUUAAAGCACUCUGACCUGUUUGAGUGAAUUAAUGUGCUUUUUUACAUGUAAAAACACUGACUACUCUUUUCUUCAACUUUAUUUAGAUAACGUUUUUCUGUGUGGUUUUAUUGCUGACCGGCAGAUUUUGUUGACAUGUUUGAAGACUUUGUUGACAUGGUAACAUAACAUGUUUGAGCCUCUGCUGUUGCCGUAUAGGAUUCAGGUUUUAACCAGUGUGAAUGAAUGUGCUUUAGUCUGAAAGUGACCAGAAUGUUCUCAGGGCAGAAUGGAGGCCCCCUCAGAUCUAGCCUGGUCCCAGACCUGUUUGUGCUGUCUUCUUGCCAACUUCUCUGGUCAUUGUCAGCCAAAGAAACUAAACGAGAUUGCAAAACAACAGAAAUAGAUGUGGGAUCAGGCUACCUCAAACCCCCUCAGUGACUGUAUGAUGUGUUUUGCUUUGUAUGUAUGAUAACGUGUGUUUGAUAUGAUAUGGACAGAGUGUUGAAAAGGACAUUUAGAUUUUAAAACCAUCAAAAGCGUUUUUGAUUUCACAUAUUUACUGUAGGAUCGUGCGAUUUUCACUCACUCAAAUUCAUAAAAUGUUCUCUUUUAAAUUGUAUUGUUGCUGAAAUGCUUUAGUAAAAUGCAACAUCAAGAUGAGGGCUUAAAGGAAUCUGUCAACGUCCUUGGAACUAAAUACAGUGUGACCUUUGACCUUUUGAUCACAUAAUACCUGGCAACCUUUCCUCUGCCGACUCCUAAGCAGUGUUGUGUUGAAACACAAAAGCACUAUGAAUGAAGAUGACGAUUUAUUUUCGAUCUGUUUGUUGAAGUGUCAGUGUCUGCUGAUUGCUUUCCAAUCCAUGAUGUAUUUAGGCCUGAGAUAGAGAGCUGACUCUCAGAUCUAUGCAAUCACUUUUAAAUCAAUUAAGAGUCCCAUAGAAAACAAGCAGAGUAGACACUGCUGCCCCUGAGGAUGUGAGUCGUGUCCUGCUGGGAACAAUCCACUUGAACGCCCCUCUAACUGGUAUGUACUACUGGAAACUCGUCUAUCGUCCCUGAGCUACAACUUCUCCCACAUGCUGACCACUGACGUCACCUACUAAGAAAAUGACCUUGAUAACAGCAUUUGAGAGUUCAAUGCAACAACAAAACAAUUUAUAAAAAGCAAUCAAUUAAUAUGGGUUUUGAAUACUAUAAUUGGUUUACAAGCAUGAUAGCUGUACUUUUAGUUUAUGGUUGAGCAGCUUGUUGGCCAUUAGCCAAUCAGCAUUCCUCAAUGAGUUCAAAGCAUGUGAAUGCAUCCAACUGGUAUUUAUCACUUUACAACUGGUAAUGACCAGCUUCCUACUUGGUUAUGAAUGCAGCAUAAGUGCCAGCCAGCCAGAAAGUGCAUCGCAGGUCGUAUUCAUAAGGCACCAAACAAAGGAAAACAUAGUGAAACAUGGAGGGAUUAUGAAUUUUGUUUUAUGUUGCAAAAUGUUUUGCUACAGUGUGCCCUAAUGAACACGACCCCAAUCAGCCAGUGAGAAUAAAGGGGAGAGCCAAAGUCCAAUUGCCUAUCUUGUCCAGUAGAGGGCACUAUAGUUCAGUCAGCAAAAAAAAUAAAAAUAGAAGACACCUUGAUUUGAAUCUUUUUUUGAGUGUUUUUGUGAUUUAUUAAUAAAGCCUACUGGUUUAGGAACGAUUUGAUGAUGUACUGUAUGUAAUUAUGUUUGUCUCACCUUAUGUUGUACAGAUUACAUGUGUGCUUUUUUUUCCUGUUGUAAAUAAUCAUUCUGAAAUGAUGAACCUAUAAAGAAAAAUGACAAAAAACUCCCAUGUUUGUGACCCCAUGUUUUUUUAUGUACUGUACAUAAUGGUUCACUUGUUUUUCAAAUAAAAUAAAACUCGAGUCAAUGACG
Oncorhynchus mykiss (rainbow trout) is the source of this 5914-nucleotide messenger RNA. RefSeq names its product SH2 domain-containing protein 3C. Gene Ontology annotation, molecular function: phosphotyrosine residue binding; guanyl-nucleotide exchange factor activity. Gene Ontology annotation, biological process: small GTPase-mediated signal transduction; positive regulation of peptidyl-serine phosphorylation. The record is from RefSeq and is a predicted model, not a curated record. NCBI's taxonomy places the organism in Eukaryota, Metazoa, Chordata, Actinopteri, Salmoniformes, Salmonidae.